This is a messenger RNA of Filobasidium floriforme, 1653 nucleotides long. RefSeq names its product general substrate transporter. NCBI's taxonomy places the organism in Eukaryota, Fungi, Basidiomycota, Tremellomycetes, Filobasidiales, Filobasidiaceae. Gene Ontology annotation, biological process: transmembrane transport; carbohydrate transport. The record is from RefSeq and is a predicted model, not a curated record. Gene Ontology annotation, molecular function: carbohydrate:proton symporter activity. Bases 1 to 1653 code for a protein of 550 amino acids. Gene Ontology annotation, cellular component: membrane. The transcript has 8 exons.
AUGACCAGCAUGGACAACAAGGACGACAAGUAUACCACCGAACAUAUCGAGCUGGACCAGCAGGGCGGGAACACGCAUAAACACGAUACGCUUCACGUCAACUUCAGCAAAGAUGAUACGAUUACCGGUGAUGAAUCGCUCGGCCUCUGGGCCACUGCGCUCAAGUAUAAGAUGGCCACGGCAAUUUGCUUCGCGAUGACCGUCGCAGCUGCAGCUGAUGGGUAUCAAAUCGGGAUCGUCGGGAACAUUAUCGCCAACGAGGGCUUUGUCAGGCAAUUUGGAACGCAGCGGAAUGCGCAAGGAGAGCCGAUCCUAGCGGCUGCGGUCUUGAGCGGGUGGAACAGUAUUCAAUCGGUCGGCCAGAUCAUUGGGAUGACCACGACACCGUUCUUCGCGGAACGGUUCGGACGUAAACCCACCUUGUUCUACUUUUUAGGGCUGUUGGCGAUCAGUAUCCUGGUCGAGAGCGUCGCGAAUAAAUGGCAAGUAUGGCUUGUUGCCAAGUUGUUCACCGGAGCCGGUGUUGGGUCAUUACAGUUCAUGACCCCGACCUAUGUGACGGAAAUCGCGCCGGUCAAGAUUAGAGGAAGUCUCCUGAUGACCUACAACUUUUGGUUCGGAUUCGGACAAUUCGCUGCGACUUUGGCUCUACAACGGAUGAACGCUACGGAUCCUACCAAUUUCAGGUUGCCUAUCUAUACUCAGUGGUCACAGAUCGGGAUCAUGUUCAUCAUCUACCUCUUCGUCCCUGAAUCCCCCGUUUGGGCCGUCAAACGAGGCAACGAGACUCUAGCUAGGAAAUGCUUGAGGCGGAUCAACCGCGGAGUGAUCAACUUUGACGAGACCAGAGCUUAUUUGGCUUUCCAGGUCAAUCUAGCUCACGAAAAAGCCGAGGCAGAGAGGGUUGGGCGAGUUAGGUGGUACGCGAUCUUCCAGGGGAGGAAUGGUUGGAGGACGCUCGUCAGCGCGUGGCCUUUGAUCUCUCAACAAUUCUUGGGUCUGAGCUUGUUUUACUCUUACGUCUCAUACUUCUUCUCCAUUGUCGGUUUUGCUGACCCUUUCAGGGUGACCUGCAUAACAAGCGGGAUCGGUAUGGCCUGUGGAGUCGCAGCUGCCUUUUUGGCGGAACGGGUCGGACGUCGCUACCUUCACAAUAUCGGAGCCACAUGCAUGUUGACGUGCUGUAUCGUCGUCGGAAUAAUCUCGGUCGUCCCUCAAAACGGGGCUAGUAACACGCUCCUCGUCGCUUUUACUUGCUUGUGGGUACCUGGAUCGACCCUACAAGCAGCGACAGCAUGGGUCUACUGCGGCGAGAUCUCGUCUGCUCGACUCCGUCCCUACACCGCCGGAUUUGCAGCCGCCACCUCUUGCGUCAUUGGGAUCGUCGUUGGCGUGCUCGUCCCUUACAUGUUGAACGAGACCGAAUGGAACUUGGGCACAAAAACGGCCUGGUUUUACGCUGGGUUGGGAGCGCCUUGCGUUGUGCUCGCUUGGUUUAUCAUGCCUGAGACCGCUGGACGAACCCCGGCGGAACUCGACGAACUGUUCGAAAGACGUAUCAAGGCCUGGAGGUUUGCCAAAACCCAAACCGCCGUCCAAAGAGCUAUUGCUGCGGGUGGCCAGCCCGACGCGCUACGAGAGGAAUCCGGCUAA